Gymnogyps californianus (California condor) is the source of this 3453-nucleotide messenger RNA. RefSeq names its product FERM domain containing kindlin 2 (gene FERMT2). Gene Ontology annotation, cellular component: focal adhesion; extrinsic component of cytoplasmic side of plasma membrane. Gene Ontology annotation, biological process: cell-matrix adhesion; integrin-mediated signaling pathway. Lineage: Eukaryota; Metazoa; Chordata; Aves; Accipitriformes; Cathartidae. Bases 170 to 2266 code for a protein of 698 amino acids. The transcript has 16 exons. Gene Ontology annotation, molecular function: integrin binding. The record is from RefSeq and is a predicted model, not a curated record.
CGCCCCACCGCGCCCCCAUCCCACAUCUCACCCCCCCGCUCCCCGGGGCGCGGAGGCGGGCUGUGCCGUACCGUGCCGUGCCGUGCUGAGCCGGGCCGAGCCGAGCCGAGCCGAGCCGUGCCGGCGGGCGGGCGGUGAGGCGCGGCUGGCGGCGCAGGAGGCCGGGGCCAUGGCGCUGGACGGGAUCCGCAUGCCGGACGGCUGCUACGCCGAUGGGACGUGGGAGCUGAGCGUCCAUGUCACCGACCUGGGCCGCGACGUCACCCUGCGGGUCACCGGCGAAAUCCACAUCGGCGGCGUCAUGCUGCGCCUCGUUGAGAAGCUCGAUGUCAAGAAAGACUGGUCGGAUCACGCGCUGUGGUGGGAAAAGAAGAAAACUUGGCUCCUUAAAACGCACUGGACGUUGGACAAAUACGGGAUACAGGCUGAUGCCAAGCUCCAGUUCACACCUCAGCACAAGCUGCUUCGCCUUCAGCUGCCCAACAUGAAGUACGUCAAGGUGAAAGUCAACUUCUCGGACAGGGUCUUCAAGGCGGUUUCUGACAUCUGCAAAACGUUCAACAUCAGGCAUCCAGAAGAGCUCUCCCUUUUGAGGAAACCCAGAGAUCCGUCGAAGAAAAAAAAGAAGAAGUUGGAUGAUCAAUGUGAAGACGACGCCUUCGAGCUGGAGGGUCCGCUGAUCACGCCGGGGUCCGGCACCGAUAUUCUUUACAUCGGCCCCGUCAAAGGAAACAUAUAUUCGAGCCCAGGACUGUAUAGCAAAACGAUGACACCGACCUACGACGCUCACGAUGGCAGUCCCCUGUCACCCACUUCAGCCUGGUUCGGUGACAGCGCCUUGUCGGAGGGGAACCCGGGCAUCCUGGCCGUGAGCCAGCCCGUCACCUCCCCGGAGUCCUUAGCAAAAAUGUACAAGCCACAGGCGCUGCUCGAUAAAGCCAAAAUCAACCAAGGAUGGCUGGAUUCGUCCCGAUCUCUUAUGGAGCAGGAGGUGAAAGAAAAUGAGGCUUUGCUGCUCCGGUUCAAGUACUACAGCUUUUUUGACCUGAAUCCAAAGUACGACGCGAUCAGGAUCAACCAGCUGUACGAGCAGUCCAAAUGGGCUAUUCUGCUGGAGGAGAUCGAGUGCACGGAGGAAGAAAUGAUGAUGUUUGCGGCGUUGCAGUACCACAUCAAUAAGCUGUCCAUCAUGUCCUCGGAAAACCACCUGAACAACAGCGACAAGGAGGUGGAUGAGGUGGAUGCUGCGCUCUCGGAUCUGGAAAUUACUUUGGAGGGUGGCAAAACGUCGACGAUCUUGGGUGACAUCACUUCCAUCCCGGAGCUCGCCGACUACAUUAAAGUCUUCAAGCCCAAGAAGCUGACGUUGAAAGGCUACAAGCCGUAUUGGUGCACCUUCAAAGAUACCUCUAUCUCCUGCUAUAAAAGCAAAGAGGAAUCCAACGGGACUCCUGCACACCAGAUGAACCUGAGAGGAUGUGAAGUUACCCCUGAUGUGAACAUCUCUGGUCAGAAGUUUAACAUCAAACUUCUGAUUCCGGUGGCGGAGGGAAUGAAUGAAAUCUGGCUUCGCUGCGAUAAUGAGACGCAGUACGCCAGCUGGAUGGCCGCCUGCCGCCUGGCCUCCAAGGGCAAGACGAUGGCCGACAGCUCCUACGGCAUGGAAGUCCAGAACAUCCUCUCCUUCCUGAAAAUGCAGCAUUUGAACCCAGACCCGCAGCUGAUCCCAGAACAAAUCACCACCGACAUUAAUCCCGAGUGUCUGGUUUCUCCUCGCUACCUGAAAAAGUACAAGAACAAGCAGCCAGGCUAUGUAAGAGACUUGAUCACGGCACGCAUCCUGGAAGCCCACCAGAACGUCGCUCAGAUGAGUCUCAUCGAGGCGAAGAUGCGGUUUAUUCAAGCCUGGCAGUCGCUGCCGGAGUUCGGCAUCACGCAUUUCAUUGCAAGGUUCCAGGGGGGCAAGAAGGAGGAGCUGAUCGGCAUCGCCUACAACCGGCUGAUACGGAUGGACGCGAGCACGGGCGACGCCGUCAAAACCUGGCGGUUCAGCAACAUGAAGCAGUGGAACGUGAACUGGGAGAUUAAAAUGGUGACAGUGGAGUUUGCAGAUGACGUUCGGGUGUCCUUCAUUUGCACGGAGGUGGAUUGCAAAGUGGUUCACGAGUUCAUCGGCGGCUACAUCUUCUUGUCGACGCGAGCGAAAGAUCAGAAUGAGAGUUUAGAUGAAGAGAUGUUCUACAAACUGACCAGUGGUUGGGUGUGAGUCCCAUGUACUGUACACCGAGAGGAAACCCCAUGGCCAUAUUAAUAUUUAACUUUAAAAAGCUGUUCUUUGAAAUAUGCUGCUUAAUAAAGUAAGCUUGAAGUGUAUCUUUUUUUUUUUUUUUUUUCUAAAUCAUGAAAAUUUUUGCAUUGCCAGACCAGUUAAUCUGUGUGCACUAAUGAGCACUUCUGUUAAUUUGCUAUAACAAGACCGUAUCUGGGCCGGGUGAUCGUGCUGCUGGCCUUUAGAUACAGAAUCUGAUGGGCAGAUCCGGAUGAGAUUUGACUGACUUAAAAUAGCCAAUUUUCUAAGAGAACUCUAAGCCAUCUUCUUGUAAAGCCAUCCAGGGCUUAACCUAUAUGAAGUCUAUUUAUCAUGUUUAAUGCAUGAGUGUUUUCUUUCUUUUUUUUUUGUGUUUUUUAUUCUGUACAUUUGACCUGUUUUGAAGUCGUCCUACCCAUAAGUAGAAUUGCCAUCUCUCCUUUCACACUACAUGCACCGGGACUGCUACAGGUGCCUGACAUGACUUUGAAGAUAGUUGCGUGUGGCCUCAAAGAUGAUCUUCUGUUAGUCUGUUAUAGCUUGGUUUUAUUUGUUAACUUGCCUUUUGAUAAUCAUUUAUAUUGUCUUUUUUUUUAAAUUUUAUUUUAUUUUUACACCAUAUUGUAUUAUGACACUUUUAGUAUUCACCAGCAUAGUCACUGUUCUGCCUAUGAUAUGCAAACUUUUUCAUUACAAUAUGAAGUAAAGGUCUAUGAAGUAUAGGUUUCGUGUAACUAAUGUAAAAAACACAAAUUUUAUAAAAUUGUACAGUUUUUUUAACUAGUCUCACAAGCCAGCUAGAAUAUUGCAUAGAUCUGGUGUAUCAGCAUUAACUAUAGUAUGCCUGUAAGGGGUACGGGGAGUAACCAAGAAACAAACAAACAAAAAAAACCAAUUUCAGUCCAGUAAAUUUUUAUCUUAAGUUAAAUGGGAGUUCAGAGCUGCGCCACAACAGCCUCGAUAACUGAUACCUGGGGCCAGGACCUCCCCGUUCGUUAAGCCAGCACAGCGUUAACGCUAACGGGGUCCCAUCCGCCCCACCUAAUGCCGAGAAAUAACCAGUGUUGCGUUCCUGUAGUCUGUGGUUUCAAGACUAUGUACAAAUGCAUUUUAUUUUAAAUAAAAGUCAAAUCUUUUAUUUAAUA